This is a messenger RNA of Limulus polyphemus (Atlantic horseshoe crab), 681 nucleotides long. RefSeq lists its product as uncharacterized. The coding region runs from base 22 to 681 and encodes 219 amino acids. NCBI's taxonomy places the organism in Eukaryota, Metazoa, Arthropoda, Merostomata, Xiphosura, Limulidae. The transcript has 3 exons. The record is from RefSeq and is a predicted model, not a curated record. Gene Ontology annotation, molecular function: CoA-ligase activity.
AAUUGAAAAAAUCACACAGGCAUGGCUCACAACGUUUUCAAAGAAAAUAUAUGUGACACACUGGAUGAAAAAAUUCUCCUAUCUCCACGAUCUGCUAUCAAGGCUCCUGAUGUGACUUGGCCAGAAUUUAUAUAUCAGUUACUAGAAAAAAAUGGCGACAAAAUAUUUGUGGUGGCGCAUGAUAAUUCUUCCUCUUACACCUACAAGGAAGUUGCUUUUUACAGUCGUCGAUUUGCAAGUGCCCUCAUACGGCAAGGAUUGGAACCUGGAGAUGUAUUUUGCAUUUGUACAUCUCACAACAUUGAUUUCCCAAUAGUAUUUCUGGGAGCAGUUAGUGCAGGAGCAGUUAUUGUUCUAGGAAAACCUUAUGAAACAGAAAGUAAGUUACUUGAUGGCCAAGAAGGUGAGGUAAGAAACAGAAGUUCUGGAGCUUCUCUUCCCAAGAGUAUCGGCGAUGCUCUGAACACCAGCAACUUCCUGGACACUGGAGAGCAAAAUGGAAAAAGAAUGAGAAGAAUAUUUCCAAUUGCCCUUUUGAAUCUUGUCCCUGAUGGCUUUGGAACUUGUGGUAGAAGAGAUGUUGAUGGGGAACUUAAUCCAAGAUUCCUUGUGGCUCUGAUGUCUAACUGGCCAAAGCAUGGUCAUAGGCCACCUGGAAAGCAAUGCAGUUGUAAAGAGUGA